Molecule: messenger RNA, 2031 nt
Organism: Phlebotomus papatasi
Lineage: Eukaryota; Metazoa; Arthropoda; Insecta; Diptera; Psychodidae
Product: cell division cycle protein 23 homolog
Exons: 1
Coding region: 193-1998 (601 amino acids)
Biological process (GO): cell division
Cellular component (GO): anaphase-promoting complex
Molecular function (GO): protein binding
Source: RefSeq, a predicted model, not a curated record
UUAAAGGUAUUUCUCAACUAAUUUAUAUUUAUUUCGUGGUUUUAUUAUGUAUUUAAGUUUUAAAAUGGUUUUGGCUUAAAAAGAAGUGGUUAUUUAAAAGAUUCAUUUGCGCGCGGGAAAUUUCAAACUAACCUCACUUUUUGCACUUGGAAUUUGGAUGCGGUUUGUGUUGUUGUUUACCUGAGUGGAAAAAUGUGUGAGGAUCUGCUGAAUGUGUCCAUGGGAGAUGUGAAGAAGGACAUCCUGCAAGGGAUCGUCGAGUGCAACAAAAGGGGGCUCCUGCAGAGUGCCAAAUGGCUUGCGGAGUUGAAUUUUGGGAACCAGAAAGCAAUGGAAGGCCCAGGGAAGUCCAAGCCAAUGGUUCCUGCCCAGCAUCUCGUCCUGAUGGAAACUGGAAUUGGGAAUACUGAAUACGAUGAAUAUUAUUUAGCCAAGGCAUACUUUGAUUGCCGAGAAUAUGACCGAGCGGCAUAUUUCACGCGAGAGAGCGUGUCGCCCAUUCCCAAGUUCCUGCAUCUGUACUCCAGGUACAUGGCCAAGGAGAAGAAGCGUCUGGACAACAUGACAGAUAGCUUGACGAUGAAUGAUGCGUCAGAGCUGAAGGAUCUCAAUGAAUUGAUGGAGGAUUUGAAGGUGGAGUACAAUGACAGGAAACUCGAUGGGUAUUGUUUGUAUCUCUACGGAGUCAUGCUAAAAAAGCAGAAUCUUUCGCAAUUGGCCCUUAAUGUGUUGCUGGAGGCUGUGAAUCAGGCACCAAUGCUCUGGGCAGCUUGGUUGGAGCUAUCUCCACUAAUUCCCGACAAGGAGAAAUUGUUGUCGGUUAAGCUUCCGGAUCACUGGAUGAAACACAUUUUUGUGGCUCAUACGUACAUUGAACUCCUGCUGAAUGACGAAGGAAUUAAGCAGUACCAGGAUUUGCAACAUGCUGGCUUCAGUAGCUUCUAUAUAACCUCACAAUUGGCAAUUGCUCAUCACAAUAAAAGAGAUGUGGAGAAAGCUAUUGAAAUCUUCCAGCAGCUGCAGCAGGAGGAUCCGUAUCGUCUGGACAACUUGGAUAUCUACUCCAAUUUGCUGUUCGUGAAGGAACUGAAGACGGAGAUGGCUCAUUUGGCUCACAAAGCCGUUGAGAUCAACAAAUACCGUCCGGAAACUUGCUGUGUCAUCGGGAAUUACUACAGCAUCCGGCUUGAGCAUCAGAGGGCAAUUUCUUACUUCCAGCGAGCUCUCAAGCUCAAUCCUCAGUAUCUGUCAGCCUGGACACUGAUGGGGCACGAGUACAUGGAAGUGAAGAACACAAAUGCUGCUAUUCAGUGCUACCGGAAAGCUAUCGAAGUCAACAGCAGAGAUUUCCGUGCCUGGUAUGGAUUGGGCCAAGCCUAUGAGAUCCUCAAGAUGCCCUUCUAUAGCCUCUACUACUACAAAACUGCCCAGCAACUUCGACCCUACGACAGUCGGAUGCUAGUGGCUCUGGGAGAGACCUAUGAGAAACUGGAGAAGAACACAAAUGCCCUCCGGUGCUACAGAAAAGCCUGCAAUGUUGGAGAUAUUGAAGGAAUUGCUCUUCUGAAAUUGGGCAAUCUCUAUGAAAAACUCGGCGACUGGAAGAAUGCAAUUCCCACAUUCCUGGAAUACUGUUCAGAUGAUCGGCCAGUACUUGACAAGGCAGCGCUAUACCGCACUUUCGCAAAACUGGGCAACUACUACGAGGGCAUCGGGAAUUACGAUGAAGCUGCGAGAUUCGCCUACAGAGCUCUGGAGCACGAUGAAACGAAGAAUGAGGCCAAGAGUUUGCUGAAGGCAAUCACCAACAAGAGGACAGCUGCCCAGGUGGUAGUUCCGGAAGUACCAUUGCCCAGGCAAAGUGAAACCUACAUGAGUGAGGUGGUUUACAUGGAGGAGAGCGACAUGGUGAUCGAGAGCAGCAUCAUCAACGAGGAUCAGCCGGAAGAGAGACCAGCUUUUGAUGAUAGCAAUGAAUCCAUGUUCACAAACUAUUAAAUAAUCUUCCUAAUAAAUUGUUUAUUUUUCGUA